This is a messenger RNA of Onychostruthus taczanowskii (white-rumped snowfinch), 2258 nucleotides long. It is a transcript of the gene CASP9, whose product is annotated as caspase 9. The coding region runs from base 561 to 1823 and encodes 420 amino acids. The record is from RefSeq and is a predicted model, not a curated record. NCBI's taxonomy places the organism in Eukaryota, Metazoa, Chordata, Aves, Passeriformes, Passeridae. The transcript has 10 exons. Gene Ontology annotation, biological process: regulation of apoptotic process; apoptotic process; proteolysis. Gene Ontology annotation, cellular component: cytoplasm.
GCAGGAACAGAUGCACAGGGAGCUCUCUCUGAACAUGAGGAAGAACUUUGCUGUGCGGGUGACACAGUCCCUAGAGAGGGCGUGGAGUGUUCAAGCCUGGAGAUAUUCUUAAAAACCCCAACAAAACACCAAAACACGGACGGAAUCCUGUUCCGUUUGCUCUGGGAUGGCCCUUCUGGACCACAGCAGGGCUCUUCCAGCCUGACUCCGUGUGUGAUUCUGGGACUCCGGGGCGGUGGCGCUUCCGGGCAGCGAGCUGCGGUUCCGGGGCAGAGCUGCGGUCCCGGGCACUGAGCGGCGGCUCCGGGGCUUGUGCCGCGGUUCCAGGGUUUGAACGGCGGCUCCGGGGCUCAGCGGCGGUCCCGAGCAGAGCGGCGGUCCCGGGCACUGAGCGGCGGUCCCGGGCAUUGAGCGGCCGUCGAGGGCACUGAGCGGCGGUCCUGGGCAUUGAGCGGCGGUCCCGGGCACUGAGCGGCGGUCCCGGGCAUUGAGCGGCGGUCGCGGGCACUGAGCGGCGGUCCCGGGCAGAGCCCGGCUCCGGCAGCCCAGGCUCCGGGGCCAUGGAGGAGCAGCAGCGGCGGGCGCUGCGGCGCGGGCGGGCCCGGCUGGUGGCGGCGCUGCGGGUGGAGCCGCUCUGGGAUCCGCUGGAGCAGCGCGGGCUCUUCACCCGGCCAAUGCUGGAGGAGCUGCAGAGCGCUGGCAGCCGAGGAGAGCAAGCCCGUCAGCUGAUCAUUGACCUGGAGACUCGAGGGAAGCAGGCUUUCCCUGCCUUCCUCUCCAUCCUGCGGGACACCGGGCAGGGCGACCUUGCCGAGAUGCUGAUCCAGGAGUGCGAAGCCCGGCCGGUGCCAGCGCAGCUGCCCGACCUGCGGCCCGUGGAGCUGGAGCUGCGGGAGGAAAAACAGCGUAAAAAUGUGACCCCUCGUGAACGUUUGUCUAUCCCAGUCCAAGCUGAGAGUGAAAGACCUCGAAUGCCUCCUGUGCCAGCCCGGGCUUCAGCUGUUGACAAGAGGAGCCAUGACCAGGAUUAUGAGAUGAAAGCGGAUCCCUGCGGACACUGCCUGAUCCUCAAUAACGUCAAUUUCUCCAGAGACUCGGGUCUGUCCACCCGAGAAGGCUCUGACAUUGACUGUGAGAAGCUGGAGAGGCGCUUCAAGGCCUUGCGCUUCACCGUCCUGACCCGGCGGGAUCUGAAAGCUCAGGAAAUGGUGUUGGAGCUGCUGAAGCUGUCACGGCAGGACCACAGUGCUUUGGACUGCUGCAUUGUGAUCAUCCUUUCCCAUGGCUGUCAGACGAGCCAUAUUCAAUUUCCUGGAGGUGUUUACGGAACGGAUGGAAAACCCAUUCCCAUAGAAAAGAUUGUGAACUAUUUCAAUGGGUCCAAUUGCCCGAGUUUGAGAGGAAAACCCAAACUGUUCUUCAUCCAGGCCUGUGGUGGAGAACAAAGGGAUCAAGGCUUUGUAGUGGAUUGUGAUUCGCCUGAAGAGGAAGCUCCUGGGGGUUUCUUGGAAUCGGACGCGACCCCGUUUCGGGUUUCAUCAGAUAACGUGGAUGAGCCCGAUGCCAUUGCCAGUUUGCCCACACCUAGUGACAUCUUGGUUUCCUACUCAACUUUUCCAGGUUUUGUCUCUUGGAGAGAGAAGUCAAGUGGCUCGUGGUAUGUGGAAACGCUGGACAGUGUGCUGGAGCAAUACGCCCAUUUGGAAGACCUGCUCAGCAUGUUAGUGAGGGUGGCACAUGCUGUCUCUGCCAAGGGGAGGUACAAGCAGAUGCCGGGAUGUUUCAAUUUCCUCCGUAAAAAAUUCUUCUUCAUGUGCCACUGACACGUGGGCUCCAUGCCCCCUGCCAAGCACUGGAGAUUCUUCCUGUGCCUGAAUGAAAUCUGUGCCCACCAUGACCUGGUGUCAGUGCUCCCUGUGGAUUUUGUCUGUGUGUCCUGAUGUUUGUCUGGAGAAAUGUGAUCCGCGAGUGCUGGCUUUGCCAUGGAGUGGAGAUGAGAUGGAGAUUGUGCUGUGCCGAUGGGAAAUGUUGUGGAUGGAGGGGGAAGUCCAUUCGCUGGAGAACAGAGCCAGAGGAGAGCACUUCUGGCUCAGCCUGACAUGACCACACUUGGCCUCAGAGUGUUUUUCUUUGGUGAUCAUGAUAUUUGUGUCCUGUGCUGUCCAGGUAACUGAUUGAGGGGACCAGGGUCUGAUGUUCAAGUGAAAUGGGAUGAGUUUUGCAGUCAGUGUUUCUAAUAAAUGCAAUUAAAGAGCAAA